AUGGCCCCAGUAACCAUCCAGGAAGAGAAAAGCGGUCGGGCCCCUUCGCAGCAUAGCCAUCGCCCGUCCGGCUCGAUUGUGGAAGCGUCAAUUGCAAAGAAAACUGAUGAAGUGGAAAGAUUGGUGCUGGAUCUUUAUAAAGCCAGAUGCAAUCUUCCAAUUAAACGAGGCUAUAAUGAGCAUCCACAUAAUGUGGUUCUUCAUGAUAUGGAAGAAGAGGUCAUGAUGGCAAGCCUCUAUAGGAGAAGCGUUACUAGCUCGUACAUUGAUGUACAAAGAGAUGGGCGAGCUACGCUCACUUUGCUGUUGUCCGAUGACACGCAUAUAAGCGGUGUUAUGAGGACAUCAGAUGGCAGGCCCUUCAGUUUCAUUCGAGACUGCGAAGACAAUGUAUGGAUGGGCGAUCAUGGGGGCCUUUCCAUUGGAUUUGGUCAUCUAACGAUGACCAACACUUGCGGAAGAAUUCCGUUGCUGGCUCGGUUCUCGGCCAUGCUGGAAAGGAGUCUAGAUAGGACUCGAAGUAUUCACUUCAUCAACUUUGAUGAAACGGAAAGGAUCACAACGAUAAUGCAAGAAGGUCGGAGGGUAGUUAUGCGAACUUAA
Cylicocyclus nassatus is the source of this 603-nucleotide messenger RNA. The record is from the annotation of a GenBank genome assembly. Lineage: Eukaryota; Metazoa; Nematoda; Chromadorea; Rhabditida; Strongylidae.